Molecule: messenger RNA, 1372 nt
Organism: Hypanus sabinus (Atlantic stingray)
Lineage: Eukaryota; Metazoa; Chordata; Chondrichthyes; Myliobatiformes; Dasyatidae
Product: tyrosine-protein phosphatase non-receptor type 18-like
Exons: 14
Coding region: 10-1293 (427 amino acids)
Biological process (GO): peptidyl-tyrosine dephosphorylation
Cellular component (GO): nucleus; cytoplasm
Molecular function (GO): non-membrane spanning protein tyrosine phosphatase activity
Source: RefSeq, a predicted model, not a curated record
CCUGUCCUUAUGUUUCAGAUCAUCGUCAUGGCGUGCAGGGAAGUGGAAAUGGGCAAGAGAAAGUGUGAACGUUACUGGGCAACGGAUCAGGAACCUGCGACCUUUGGUCCUUUCAUCAUCACUAAUGUAGCUGAGGAGCCUCUGGGCAAUGAUAUGAACAUCCGUACCCUGUCUGUCAACCUGCUUGGGGAGACGAGGACGGUGUUGCAGUUCCAGUACCUGGCCUGGCCCGACCACGGCAUUCCAGAUGAUGUUCACGGGCUCCUGCAGAUGAUUGAGCUGAUUCACCAGCGGUGGGACGAGGCACGGGGUCUCAUCUGCGUGCACUGCAGUGCAGGCUGUGGGCGGACCGGAGUGAUCUGCACGGUGGAUUACGUCCGCGACCUGUUGCUGAACCAGCUGGUCAGCGAGGAGUUCACUAUUCUGGACAUUGUCCGCGAGAUGAGGCGACAGAGACCAGCGGCAGUGCAGACUAAGGAUCAGUACCACUUCGUCUACCGCAUUGUCGCUGAGAUGUUCCGCAGGCAGCUGGAAUCCCGGACCCCCCAUUACCAAAACUGGAAGGCCACUGAGCAGACGCAGCCGGAAGGAAAGCAGCCGGCAGCUUCGAAACCAGCGCUCCUGCCCAAGCCUCGGAGACAGCCAAGAGCCCGCUCGCCGCAGCCACCAGCAGCGGCCAUGUCGGGGCAGGGCACUGAAACCUACGCCAUGGUGUCCCGUCUCAGGCCUGUGUCAGGGGGUCCCCCUCCCACCCACCUGCCCUCGGCUGGGGGGACUCCCGCAUAUGCCAAACGACCGGAGGGGCCGGUUCCCACCCCCCGCCACCUCUACAGCAACGUGGUGGGGGAAGAUCAGAGGGUGCAGACACCCGCCUCGCCCGUCUAUGCCCAAAUGCGCCCGGGGGGUGUCCUGGCAGCAGGGGAGGGCAGCAGUACCAACUACAGCACAAUCCAGUUCAGCAGCGAGCCUGCCAGUGGCCCAGACGGAUCGGGCGAGGACUGGGCCCCCUCCCUCCCCAACCGGACGGCCGACUCGUUCCUGGUGGACGAUCAGGACUUGUCCCGGGCCUCAUCGUUCUCCAGCACCGAUGGGAUAAGUUCCGGGAAGUUACGCAACGCCUUCAGAAUGGCCUUCACAGGAUCGCCCAAGAAAGCUGCAGAGCCCGACAUCGACGAUGGAUACGAAGACAUUGACGACAUCAUCAAGGCGCCGAAACUGGGUUUCAAUUUCCGAGUGUCGAAGCCGAAGGGGCCACGAGACCCCCCCCUGGAGUGGGCUCAGUACGGUCGAUGACAGGGGAGGGGGGCCCGGGCGUCUGCCCCUCCCCAUCGGGGUGGGGUGGGUGUAAACUCAGUAAAAAGCUUUUGUCUGA